GAGGAAAUGCUAUUGUUUUAGGGAUAUAAAAGUAAAAGUUUGUCCUGUAAAUGCGUAACAUUCCACUUGGUCUUCUUCCUCAACAACUCCGAUCUACACCAGCUGCCGCCAUGACCGACGCUACCACACUACCUUUUCAAACACUACAUCUUCCAUCCAAUCGUCUUGCGUUUUCAAAUUCCGGAUCUUCUUCAAGGUCCCUUUCAGAUUUUUGGAGAUUCAAAUAUGACGUAUGCACAGGGAGUUUGAAGGCCUUGAGCCAGCAAAGAUCGAUUCCGGUUAUUGAUUCUUCUUCCCCUGUUUCACUCGACCUCAAACCUAUUUUAAACGAAUGCCAAUUUGAUCACGUCAUUCAUGAUGCUCAACGGUUGGAUGACUCGGUUGUUGUUUUGUGGAUGGCAAAGUGGUGCAGGAAAUGCAUAUAUUUGAAACCAACAUUGGAAAAAUUGGCAGCUGAUUAUCACCCAAGGGUAAAGUUUUACUGCAUUGAUGUCAACAACGUCCCGUAUCAGCUUGUGGUUCGGGCUGGGGUCACUAAAAUGCCAACUAUACAGCUAUGGAAAGAUGGGAAGAAACAAGCAGAGGUGAUCGGAGGUCACAAAGCGUAUUUAGUUGCUAACGAGGUUCGUGAAAUGAUAGAUGAUGAAGGGCAACCUUAAUUUCUUUCUACAUAUGUUCUUGUUUUUUGUUCUUCUAGAAAUGGACACAUAGAUUUGUAUAUACUGCAGAGAAUAAGCAAUAAACUGUUUUUUUUUUUUUU
Helianthus annuus (common sunflower) is the source of this 760-nucleotide messenger RNA. RefSeq names its product thioredoxin-like 3-2, chloroplastic. The transcript has 5 exons. Gene Ontology annotation, cellular component: chloroplast stroma. The record is from RefSeq and is a predicted model, not a curated record. Bases 51 to 659 code for a protein of 202 amino acids. Lineage: Eukaryota; Viridiplantae; Streptophyta; Magnoliopsida; Asterales; Asteraceae.